This is a messenger RNA of Salvia hispanica, 3668 nucleotides long. Its product is annotated as villin-4-like. Gene Ontology annotation, molecular function: actin filament binding. The record is from RefSeq and is a predicted model, not a curated record. Gene Ontology annotation, biological process: cytoskeleton organization; actin filament severing. NCBI's taxonomy places the organism in Eukaryota, Viridiplantae, Streptophyta, Magnoliopsida, Lamiales, Lamiaceae.
AACUCAUCAUCAUUCCCUCCACUUCUCUCUCUCUCUCUCUCUCUCUCAAAUCACAUAAUUCGGAAUUCUUUGUUUUUUUUUUCAGGACCCGUCGUUUUUUUGGGGUUUCUUGCUUUGAUUGAGCUUUUUGUUGACUUGUUAGAUUGGAUCUGUUUGUGUUCGUUUCAAGUGGGCCGAGGAAUUCAAACACCAGGAGAUUAAGAAGUUUUUUUUUCAGGUCGAGUUUGUGAAUCUACAACGUUGUACGAGUUGCAGGAACAAAUAUGGCUGUUUCAAUGAAAAACUUAGAUCCUGCUUUCCAGGGUGCAGGACAAAAGGCUGGUACUGAGAUAUGGCGAAUUGAAAAUUUUUGUCCCGUUCCAGUCCCAAAAUCUUCACAUGGAAAGUUUUGCACUGGAGAUUCCUAUGUGAUUUUAAAGACCACAGCCUUAAAAACCGGUGCUCUACACCACGAUAUUCAUUAUUGGCUCGGGAAAGACACCAGUCAGGAUGAAGCUGGUACUGCAGCGCUCAAAACUAUUGAGUUGGAUGCAGCGCUGGGUGGGCGUGCUGUUCAAUACCGAGAAGUGCAAGGUCACGAAACAGAGAAGUUCCUUUCUCAUUUCAAGCCAUGUAUAAUACCCGUAGAAGGUGGAGUUGCCUCAGGUUUCAAGCACGCUGAAGCUGAGGAGCACCAGACUCGUUUGUUUGUAUGUAAAGGGAAGCAUGUUGUUCAUGUGAAAGAGGUGCCUUUUGCUCGAUCCUCACUCAAUCAUGAAGAUAUUUUCAUUCUUGAUACAAAGUCCAAAAUCUAUCAAUUUAAUGGCUCCAACUCUUGCAUUCAAGAGAGGGCUAAAGCUCUGGAAGUUGUUCAGUACAUUAAAGAUACUUAUCAUGAUGGAAAAUGUGAAAUCGCAGCUAUUGACGACGGGAAAAUGAUGGCUGAUGCUGAUACAGGAGAAUUUUGGGGGUUCUUUGGUGGCUUUGCUCCACUUCCAAAGAAAUCUGCUUCUGAUGAACUCAAGAGAAAGGAUGCAGCUCCACCUAAGCUUUUCCGGGUUGAUAAAGGAGAGAGAACAAUUAUCGAGGCUGAUACCUGGACGAGGGAUUUACUGGACACAUACUAUUGCUAUAUCCUUGACUGUGGUAGCGAAGUCUUUGUUUGGAUGGGGAGAAAUACUUCUCUUGAUCAAAGGAAAGCUGCAAGUAGUGCUGUUGAUGAAUUACUGAAUAGCGAAGAUAGACCAAGAACUCACGUGAUUCGUGUGAUUGAGGGGUUUGAGACAGUGGCAUUUCGCUCUAAGUUUAACUCAUGGCCCCAGUCGAACAACAACGUGGCUGUAACUGAAGAUGGUAGAGGGAAAGUUGCAGCACUCCUGAAGAGGCAAGGGCUUAACGUGAAGGGUCUUCUCAAGGCAGAAACACCCAAGGAGGAACCUCAACCUCAUAUAGACUGCACUGGGAAUUUACAGGUUUGGCGUGUCGAAGGUCAAGAAAAGAUUCUUCUCUCAUCUUCUGAUCUAUCCAAGUUCUACAGUGGAGACUGCUAUAUUUUCCAAUAUUCUUAUGCCGGUGAUGAGAAAGAAGAACAACUAAUUGGCACGUGGAUCGGGAAGCUCAGUGUUGAGGAAGAUAGGAUAUCGGCAGUUUCUCAGGCAACCAAGAUGGUCGAGUCUCUCAAGUUCCUACCUACUCAGGCUCGCUUCUAUGAAGGAAGUGAACCGAUCCAGUUCUUUGCGAUAUUUCAGAUCUUCAUCGUCUUCAAGGGUGGUCUUAGUAGCUCCUACAAGAAUUACCUUGCCGAGAAGGAACUUCCUGAUGAUACAUAUAAUGAUGAAGCACUCGCAUUAUUUCGGGUUCAGGGAAGUGGACCUGAAAAUAUGCAAUCAAUUCAAGUCGAACCGGUCGCUUCGUCGUUGAAUUCCUCCUAUUGCUACAUACUGCUUAGCGGGCCCACUGUGUUUACAUGGUCGGGGAAUCUCACGACACCUGAAGCCCAAGAACUCGUCGAGAGGCAGCUUGAUCUUAUAAAACCAAAUGCACAGUCUAAACUGCUCAAGGAAGGUGCCGAGUACGAGCAGUUUUGGGACUUGUUAGGAGGAAAGUCUGAAUACCCAAGCCAGAAACUUACUAGAGAAGCCGAGAGCGAUCCUCAUCUAUUUUCAUGCACCUUGACAAAGGGAGAUCUCAAGGUGACGGAGGUGUAUAACUUCGACCAGGAUGAUCUAAUGACAGAAGAUAUAUUCAUUCUCGACUGCCACGCUGACGUUUACGUUUGGGUUGGGCAACAAGUGGACACUAAGAAUAAGUUGAAUGCUUUAAGUAUUGCGGAGAAAUUUCUGGAGCGCGAUUAUCUUCAUGAGAAAUUAUCACUUCAAGCACCGGUGUAUAUUGUUAUGGAAGGAGGUGAACCACCGUUUUUCACUCGUUUUUUCUCCUGGGACUCCUCAAAAUCUGCAAUGCACGGCAAUUCUUUCCAGAGAAAGUUUACUAUUCUUAAGAAUGGAGGCGCUCCAGUGUUGGAUAAACCCAAAAGGAGAACGCCUGUCUCAUAUGGAGGGAGGUCUGCUGCACCCGAGAAAUCACAGCGUCCAAGAAGCAUGUCAUCUAGCCCGGACAGAGCUCGUGUGCGAGGCAGAUCUCCGGCGUUCAAUGCUCUGGCUGCGACUUUUGAGAAUGCCAAUGCAAGAAAUAUGUCAACUCCUCCUCCACUGGUAAGAAAGGUUUAUCCCAAGUCUGUGACACCGGAUUCCGGAAAAAACGGCCCGAGAUCUUCGUCUAUAGCUGCCCUGAGUUCGAGUUUCGAAAAAGUGCCACCAGCUCGGCAAUUCGUCUUACCUCGUUCGAAUAAAGCGAGUCCCGAGGCACCCAAACCGAAACCCGAGCCACUAUCCAGGCAGAACUCCGUAGAUCCGAGCCACAAGACCAAGCCAGAGCCCAUACAGGAAGAUGCAAAGGAGAAUGAAGCUGAGGACGAGGAGGGACUCACUUUAUAUCCAUAUGAGCGUCUCAAGACGACAUCGACUGAUCCAGUCAGCGACAUUGAUGUGACAAAACGAGAGACGUAUCUGUCCUCGGGUGAGUUCAGGGAGAAGUUCGGGAUGUCUAAGGCCACCUUCUACAAGCUGCCUAAAUGGAAACAGAACAAGCUCAAGAUGUCGCUCCAUCUAUUCUGAACACAUUCCCCUGACGACUGACGUAGAUCAUCAGCAACGGUUGCAAAUUCGUAUGGUAUCAUUUUAUCUCUCCGUAUACUUGCCCGAUGCGGUCUUCAUUUCAGGCGUCGCUGCACACGGGAUGCAUUAUUUAUACAAAAGAAGCAAGUUCCCGAGUUUCUAGGGGGGCGACGCAACUGCGAUUCUUCCAUACUUGAGAUGAGUAUUGGACUUUAUUUUUUCGUGUUUGUGAAUUAUUAGCUUUGAUAUUCUUUCUGGUCUCAGGUUUGUUGUGAGCUUGCAAUUUCAUUUUAUUUUUCUUUCUAUUUUUGGGGGUUUCUUAUUCUUGAUUUUGUGUUUUCAUUGUUUUCGGCUAUCUAUUUUUAGGAGAGUGGUUAGAAACAUUGCAAAUGCAGAAAUUUUACAUUUUAGGAUGCGUAGUGAGCAAUUUACUUCAAGUGUAUACAGUUUUUAUGUAAACCAUUUCACUUUUACUAUUUGACUACCCAAUAAAAAUGUGUGUUUUUUUCGUCA